Messenger RNA from Fonsecaea nubica, 1701 nucleotides. RefSeq lists its product as hypothetical. Gene Ontology annotation, biological process: regulation of gene expression. Bases 1 to 1701 code for a protein of 566 amino acids. The transcript has 3 exons. The record is from RefSeq and is a predicted model, not a curated record. Lineage: Eukaryota; Fungi; Ascomycota; Eurotiomycetes; Chaetothyriales; Herpotrichiellaceae. Gene Ontology annotation, molecular function: protein binding. Gene Ontology annotation, cellular component: nucleus.
AUGACCGAUCUCGCACCCCAUCUCGAGCGCCUUGGCCUUGAGCAAUACCUCGAUGCUUUCAUCGGCGAAGGAUUCGACACUUGGGAGACUCUGACAGAUAUUCAAGAGAGUGACUUUGACGCUCUCAAUGUCAAACUAGGCCAUCGUAGGAAACUUCAGCGUGCAAUCGCCGAAUAUCGAGGAGUUUCUUACGAACGCCUUUUUGGCUCUCCUGCCCAGGAAGCGCUCUUAGAAGGCAGUAGAGGGUUUGAUGCUGGCGCGGGACCUUCCUUGGGUCCUGAGCGGCCGUCUGUCCCUCCUCCCGAGACCAAACGAAAGUACCGACGCCAUCCUAAACCAGACGAGAAUGCUCCCGAACGCCCUCCUUCGGCAUACGUGAUCUUUUCUAACAAAGUCAGGGAGGAGGUCAAAGACCAAAACCUUUCCUUUACCCAGAUAGCUAAGCUCGUCGGGGACCGAUGGCAGAAAUUGGACCCUACUGGCAAAGAGCCUUUCGAGGCCCAGGCCAGCGCCGCCAAAGAGAAAUACAACAUCCUGCUGUCGGCCUAUCGCAAGACCGACGAGUACAGGGACUAUAUGGCUUACCUGUCGGAGUUUAAAGCCAGACACGGACAGCCGUCGGAGCCAAAGCGGCCUAAGCUGGAGCAGGAAUCCAGCGGGAGUAUCAUCUCUACCAAGUCAGUCGAGGCCAACCCAGAAGUGGCAUCACAGGCAUCUGGGCAUUUCCGAGGCGGGUCGAUUGGGUCUUCAGCAUCUUCGCCAUUUAUUGGAGGGACAAUUCACCCCAGUGGUUCGGGAGGGUCGAUACAGCAACGACCGCAAUUGCCUUCGUCGCGUAGCGGAACCCCUCCUUCAGUGCAACAAGGUCGGGAGUACUUUCGUCCCGGUCUACUGUCUAGCCAGAGUUCGGUCUCUGAUGAGUCUUCUACAGUGCGGAGUGAAGUACCCGAUCCACUCAUACGGGCGGCUGGUUUAUCGUUGGGUGCAGGGUCAGGUACACCUCCCCUACCGACACUGCCACCGAGUGCGUCGUCCGUCGAGUCUACAGGGUCUCCCGAUCCUCUCGCAAGAUCAAGACUGUCGUAUUUUGUACAGCAGCAGCAACAGCAACAACAUCAAUCAGCACCGACCGCGCCCCAACCACCGCCACCAGCAGCAGCAACAGCUCCAAUCCCUCCCCCUCCCACCUUUGGCAGCGUCCCGCAUGGGCAAAACGCCCUGUCCUAUCCGCCGACUUUACCCUCGCCAACAAUGCAGGAAUCGUCGUGGAGGAAUCGCCCACCGGACUUUCGAGGUUACCAAGAGACACCAAGGCCCUCCCACGCUCCCAUACAUCUCCCCAGUCCAGGCCGAGAACAAUUGAGUCCGACUCAGCUACCGCCAAUCCUAUCUCACGAACGACCAGCCGAGUUCCCUCAGGGGCCGGGCUCAAGAAGUCUGCCCCCUCCACCUCGAACGGGUCCAAUGGGAACCGCUACUCUUCUGCAUCUCGGCCGUGCCAUGGAACAACCCCGACCCAGGGCCACCGAUCCCCUCCAACUACGACACCCAGGGCGCGAUGACAGCCGACCCGGCCUCAAUCGUUCGGAGAGCGAUGCCGCCAACACAUUAGCUGGACUGGCAACAGGAGUUCCUCGCCCAGACGCCACGAGGCCUCACACCCACCCGCCACUUCCACGCCCACCACGGCGAUCUCCAUAG